AAAUGUCAGUCAUGUGACAACUUUUUCACUGAACAUCAAGAACAAGUUUCAAUUUUUAUUUUUCUUCACGUAGAAACUAGAUUUCCGUGAAGUUUUUCAGUUUUUUCUCCCCACAGUAUUACACUAUAUUUCGUUUACAAAAAUGGCUGCUGCAUUUCUACCACCCUCAUUAAUUACAGUAAUCUGGGGAUUCAUUGGAAUUGUGUGUCCUUUGUUCGCCAAGGGACCAAAUAAAGGAAUAAUUCAGUGUUGUCUUAUGUUAACUGCAGCCUGUUGUUGGUUAUUCUGGUUGUGCUGUUACAUGACCCAAAUGAACCCACUUAUUGGACCCAACCUUAGUCGUCAUUCAAUUUUAAUCAUUGCCAAAGAAUGGGGAAAUGAAAUUACCAAUACCACAACAACCUAAAGGGAACAAAAACCUCCUAAAAGGAUAAUCAUUUAAUUGUAAAAAUUUAUAUUGUUAUACUGUUAAUUCUUCUAUUUCUUCUGUAUUUUUUUGUAUGCUACUUGGUCCAAAACUUUUUAAAUGUUGUAUUCAAUGUGCCUUUAACUAAAACAAACAAAAACAAAAUAACCAUACGGACAAAAAUAAUAUGAAACACACAAAACAAAAUGUUAAAAUACCUUUUCUGAGAAUAUUUUCUAUACAGUAAUAUAUUUACAGUUUACAAAUAUAUAUACCUAUUUUGCUUAAGA
Messenger RNA from Eupeodes corollae, 696 nucleotides. It is a transcript of the gene VhaM9.7-b, whose product is annotated as V-type proton ATPase subunit e 2. Gene Ontology annotation, biological process: proton transmembrane transport. The record is from RefSeq and is a predicted model, not a curated record. The transcript is spliced from 3 exons. The coding region runs from base 143 to 406 and encodes 87 amino acids. Lineage: Eukaryota; Metazoa; Arthropoda; Insecta; Diptera; Syrphidae. Gene Ontology annotation, molecular function: proton-transporting ATPase activity, rotational mechanism. Gene Ontology annotation, cellular component: plasma membrane proton-transporting V-type ATPase complex; proton-transporting V-type ATPase, V0 domain.